AUGUCUGUGAUUUAUUACAAAUUUAAAGUAGCCAAAGAUUCAGAUUAUGAUGUGUUUACAUUUGAUGGCCCAGGAGCCACUGUAUUUGACUUGAAAGCUGAAAUCAUUCGAGCCAAGAGGCUGGGAAAGGGAACAGAUUUUGAUCUUGCUAUUUACAAUGCACAAACAGACGAAGAAUAUAAGGAUGACAACUUUAUGGUACCAAGAAAUACUUCCAUUAUCGUCAGACGACUACCAGCCUCACGACCGGGAAAAGGUACAGCACAGCGCUAUGUAAUAGGAGCAAUGGAUAAUAAGGGUCAAAGUGGUAUAAUAAAGAAUCCAACUGGAACACCAACAAAUCCAACAUCUACAUUUAUGUCAAAUCACAGAAAUUUGGUAUUAAAUAACACACAAAGAUCUCUUCCUCCUCAACAACAGCUUCAUCAACAACAACAACAGCAGCAGCAACAACAACAACCGCAGCAAAUGCAAAUGGAUUCAAUCAAUCCUCAAAAUGACGCACCCAAGGAUGAUUCUGAAGAGGCGCGUAUUCAAGCCAUGUUCCAACAAACAACAGAUCAAUGGGGAGUGAUGCAGGAAAGACUAGCAGAACAACAAUAUAUUCCGUAUAGUGCACGUGACCCUAGCAAACGUGCACGAUAUCCAGGUCAAAAUAAUGGCGAAAAUAAGGAUGGACAAAUGCCUCAGAGAGUACCACCUCCUAACUAUGUAUGCUAUCGAUGUGGACAAAAAGGCAAGUAUACAGUGCGUCAUUAUAUCAAUCAAUGUCCUACCAACGGCGACAAGGAAUAUGACAAGCAUCCUCGAAUCAAGCGCACCACAGGUAUCCCACGUAGUUUUCUAAAGGUCAUUGAAGAGCCGAAGAAUGCAGUGAAGGCAGGCACAGGAGGACUCAUGGUGACUUCGAAGGGAGAUAUUGUAGUUGCUCAAGCAGAUUCAACAGCAUGGGAUAAGCAUGUGGCCAAGGCAGCUACUACCAUUGGCCUUGGAUCAUCAUCAGCAGGCGAUUUGACAGACUGGUAUGAAUCAAUUCCUGCACCUGACCAUCUAAAAUGCACCAUCUGUCAAGGCCUCUUACGGGAUGCUAGUAUAACACCAUGCUGUGGUGCCAGUUUUUGUGAUGACUGUAUUCGAAUGGAUUGA
Rhizopus microsporus ATCC 52813 is the source of this 1146-nucleotide messenger RNA. Its product is annotated as DWNN-domain-containing protein. NCBI's taxonomy places the organism in Eukaryota, Fungi, Mucoromycota, Mucoromycetes, Mucorales, Rhizopodaceae. The transcript has 5 exons. Gene Ontology annotation, molecular function: zinc ion binding; ubiquitin protein ligase activity. Bases 1 to 1146 code for a protein of 381 amino acids. Gene Ontology annotation, biological process: protein ubiquitination; ubiquitin-dependent protein catabolic process; mRNA processing. The record is from RefSeq and is a predicted model, not a curated record. Gene Ontology annotation, cellular component: nucleus.